This is a messenger RNA of Salvelinus fontinalis (brook trout), 7022 nucleotides long. RefSeq names its product regulator of G-protein signaling 9-like. The transcript has 7 exons. Gene Ontology annotation, biological process: G protein-coupled receptor signaling pathway; intracellular signal transduction; regulation of G protein-coupled receptor signaling pathway. The coding region runs from base 2824 to 4398 and encodes 524 amino acids. NCBI's taxonomy places the organism in Eukaryota, Metazoa, Chordata, Actinopteri, Salmoniformes, Salmonidae. The record is from RefSeq and is a predicted model, not a curated record.
UUUCCCUUGUAAAACAGAGUGGGUCCCAAGUGCCACCUGUACAUUAUACACUGAGUGUACAAAACAUCAAGGACACCUUCCUGAUAUUGAGUUGUCCCCCCUCCUUUUACCCUCAGAACAGCCUUAAUUAGUUGGGGUAUGAACUCUACAAGGUGUUGAAAGCGUUCCACAGGGAUGCUGGCCCAUAUUGACUCCAAUGCUUCCCACAGUUGUGUCCAGUUGGAUGUCCUUUGGGUGGUGGACAAUUCUUGAUACACACAGGAAACUGUGGAGCGUGAAAAACCCAGCAGUUCUUGACACAAACCGGUGCACCUGGCACCUAAUACCAUACCCCGUUCAAAGGCACUUAAAUUUGUCUUGUCCAUUCACCCUCUGAAUGGCAACACAAACACAAUCCAUGUCUCAAUUGUCUCAAGGCUUAAAAAUCCUUCUUUAACCAGGUCUCCUCCCCUUCAUCUACACUGAUUGAAGUGGAUUUAACAAGUGACAUCAAUAAGGGAUCAUAUCUUUCACCUGGAUUCACCUGGUCAGUCUGUCAUGGACAGAGCAGGCGUUCAUAAUGUUUUGUCCACUCAGUGUAUAAUGUGUUGUCGUUUGGGAAGCAUCCUUGUUAUCUCAAUAGGAUUUAUUUUGGACUUCCUGGUUUGAGGUUCAAAUAAAAGAGUUUGACAUUGGAAGGGGGUGGAACUAUGUUGAGAGGUGGUAGGAGGUGUUAUAAUGUGAUCUCCAAUAGGCAGAGUCUGUGUGGAAACCAGAGGGAAUCUGUCAGGACUGAGUAGGACACGUGAUAACGAGCAGUAUUCAUUCAGGUUUCUUUCAGGGUUUUCGUCACUGGUUAUUUGGACGUAUCAGUAUUGGGUGAAAGCAGUGCUUCAUUUGCUUCGCCUCGAGUGCUUCGAACAUGUGCCCAUGCAGAUCGGGGGGGGGGAUUCUUUCCCUUGUCAUAUUUCAAUUUGACAUCUUUGUAAUUUACCAGACACUCUUAUCCAGAGAGACUUACAGGAGCCAUUAGGGUUAAGUGCCUUGUUCAAGGGCAGAUUUUUCACCUAGUUGACUCGGGAUUUGAACCAGCAACCUUUAUGUUACUGGUCCAAUACUCUUAACCGAUAGGCUACCUGCCACCACAUAUGUCAUCACUCCACCAGUCUGAGAUGAAGAGAUGUGGGAGACUGAAUAGAGAGAGUGAAGGGAAAGUUGAGAGAGAGGAGACAGAGAAAACCACCUGCUUCUCAGAGCUCUAAGAACAUUACUGAGGAUUAGCAGGGAGUCUACUAGAGUACAGCUCUCUCUCUCUCUACCCCACUCUCUACUUCUCUUUUUCUACCUCCCUCUCGCUCUACUUCUCUUUUUCUACCUCUCUGUCUCCCUCUACCUCUCUUUCUCUACCGCUCUCUCUCUAGCUCUCUCUCUCUCUAGCUCUCUCUCUCUCUCUCUCUCUCUACUUCUCUACCCCACUCUCUACCUCUCUCUCUACCUCUCUCUCUACCUCUCAAUUUCAAUUCAAGGUCUUUAUUGGCAUGGAAAACAUAUGUUAACAUUGCCAAAGAAAGUGAAGUAGAUGAUAAACAAAAAUGAACAGUAAACAUUACACGCACAAAAGUUCCCAAAGACAUUACAAAUGUCAUAUUAUGUGCAAAUUGUUAAAGUACAAAAGGGAAAAUAAAUAAACAUAAAUAUGGGUUGUAUUUACAAUGGUGUUUGUUCUUCACUGGUCACCCUUUUCUUGUGGCAACAGGUCACAAAUCUUGCUGCUGUGAUGCACACUGUGGUAUUUCACCCAGUAGAUAUGGGAGUUUAUCAAAAUCGGGUUUGUUUUCUAAUUAUUUGUGGAUCUGUGUAAUCUGAGGGAAAUAUGAGUCUCUAAUAUGGUCAUACAUUGGGCAGGAGGUUAGGAAGUGCAGCUCAGUUUCCACCUCAUUUUGUGGGCAGUGUGCACAUAGCCUGUUUACUCUAGAGAGCCAGGUCUGCCUACGGCGGCCUUUCUCAAUAGCAAGGCAAUGCUCACUGAGUCUGUACAUAGUCAAAGCUUUCAACAGUCCUUGUUGGGUUGGAGGGUUUGUAUUUUCUCUCUCUGCUCUUCAAUUGACAGUUUGUUCUGUCGUCUCUUCCUUCAGAUUCUAUUCCAUCACAUCCUUCACCUGUUGUCGAGAGGAGGGUUUAUACGAAACCACACACACACACACACACACACACACACACACACACACACACACACACACACACACACACACACACACACACACACACACACACACCUUCACCUGUUGUCGAGAGGAGGGUUUAUACGAAACCACACACACACACACACACACACACACACACACACACACACACACACACACACACACACACCUUCACAUGUUGUCGAGAGGAGGGUUUAUAUGAAACCACACACACACACACACACACACACACACACACACACACACACACACACACACACACACACACACACACACACACACACACACCUUCACCUGUUGUCGAGAGGAGGGUUUAUACGAAACCACACACACACACACACACACACACACACACACACACACCUUCACUCUGUGGUGUAGCCUGUGACUGUGGUGUAGCCUGUGACUGUGGUGUAGCCCGUGACUGUGGUGUAGCCUGUGACUGUGGUGUAGCCCGUGACUGUGGUGUAGCCUGUGAUAACAAGCUGUUCUUCUCUCAUUGGUUUUCAGGUGUUAACCUUCGACAUGGUCAGGAGAACCGUAAGACAUCACUUCUGCACUGGAAUACCUGAAUAACCCAAUGCCCUCAAGUUUGUGUUUGUGUAGAAAAUAGAUUAAGUACAGAAAUUACAGGCAUAUCAUGUAUCUCCUCUUCUUCUCCUCGCCUUCCUGUCCUCCUCUCCCCUUCCUCUCUUCUCUCCUUCUCUCAUCUUUUCUUCUCUCAUUCUCUCCUCUUUCCUUCUCCUCGUCUCGCCUCUCUUCUCUCCUUCUUUUCUCUCUCCUCUUUCCUUCUCCUCGUCUCGCCUCUUCUCUCCUCCUUCUUUUCUCUCUCCUCUUUCCUUCUCCUUGUCUCGCCUCUUCUCUCCUCCUUCUUUUCUCUCUCCUCUCCUCUUUCCUUCUCCUCGUCUCGCCUCUCUUCUCUCCUCCUUCUUUUCUCUCUCCUCUUUCCUUCUCCUCGUCUCGCCUCUCUUCUCUCCUCCUUCUUUUCUCUCUCCUCUCCUCUUUCCUUCUCCUCGUCUCGCCUCUUCUCUCUCCUCCUUCUUUCCUCUCUUCACUCUCCUCCUUAUGUCCUCCUCUCCUCCUUAUUUAUCCCCCUCUAUCCUCUCCUCAUGUCCUCCUCUCCUCCUUAUUUACCCCCCUGUAUCCUCUCCUCUCUCCUUAUGUCCUCCUCUCCUCCUUAUUUACCCCCUCUAUCCUCUCCUCUCUCCUCAUGUCCUCCUCUCCUCCUUAUUUACCCCCCUGUAUCCUCUCCUCUCUCCUUAUGUCCUCCUCUCCUCCUUAUUUACCCCCUCUAUCCUCUCAUGUCCUCCUCUCCUCCUUAUUUACCCCCCUGUAUCCUCUCCUCUCUCCUCAUGUCCUCCUCUCCUCCUUAUUUACCCCCUCUAUCCUCUCCUCAUGUCCUCCUCUCCUCCUUAUUUACCCCCUCUCUCCUCUCCUCUCUCCUGCUCCCCAGAACAUUUUCUUUACACAAGCCCUAAUGAGGUCAGCUGUCAAAUCGUCUGUGUCCCUCACAGCCUUUGUCAAGUACGUGACAACCCACCACAAUCACGACCCGUUCCUGACAACCCCUGUCCCCAGCAACCCCUGGAUCACGGACAGUGAUGAGUUCUGGCAACUCAACUCAAGAAGUGUGGACAUCCCCACUAAGUUGAGUGUGGAGCGUUGGGUGUUGAGCUUCUGGGAGCUGAUCAGUGACCCACGAGGCAGAGUCGACUUCAAGCUCUUCCUCAAGAAGGAGCACAGUGCGGAGAACAUGGCGUUCUACGAGGCAGCUGAGGAGAUGAGGUGGGGAGCAGCAUCUGCCAUACCAGAGAAAUCCCAGUUCAUCUUCAACACCUUUCUGAAACCUGGAGCUCCUCGAUGGAUCAACAUUGAUGGUCGUACCAUGGGGCUGACGGUGAAGGGCCUGGUUGUUCCUCACCGCUACGUCCUCGACGCUGCCCAGACACACAUCUUCCUGCUCAUGAAGAAGGAUACCUUCUACCGUUAUCUCAAGUCUCCGGUCCACAAAGACAUGCAGAAGAGGGCUCUGGUCCCGUCGCCUCACGUCUUCACUGAUGCCCAGUUGGAGGCCAAUGUGAAGAAUCGUAACCCAGGCGUCAGCCCCAUCCUGCUGUGGCAGCAGGAGGAGGAGGAGAAGGCAGCAGCAGCUGUUGCUGCCAGGCCCAUUGACGUCAAAGCCAUGGUGGCCACCAACAAGCUGGACAGGAAGUAGAGAGAGCCCAGGGCAUCAUGGGAAAUAGAGUUUAAUAUACAUACUGUUGUUCAUCUAAUAUAUAUUUGGUUUCCAUGGAGAUGGUGUUACAUAGGACUACUUAAAGUCCUAAAUAAUGGACUUACUAGUUAUUGUUUUAAUGGAGAUAUUGGUAAUGUAUAGAAUAACUGAUGUCCUCGACCACUGAUGUCAAGCCAGUACGGAUUGGUUGAUUGAGGGAAAUAAACGAUUGGCUGUUGAGUAGCUGUGUUUCGUUAAGGCCAGUUACUGCACCAGUUAAGGCCAGUUACUGUGCUGAGAAUGAAUCUGCUGACCAGAUGAUAAAAGCUACUUUAGUUCAGAUGCACAGAGAACAGGGACUGUCUGUAGGGGCCCUCUGAUACACAACAUACUAUAUCAACUGCUGCAGCGGAGAAAUCUAUACAUCUGGAAGAGCCACGUGACUGUUAGAAGGAAAUGGAAAGCCAGAGGUAGAUACCAGUUGAUACCAGUCUGCAACUAGAUCGAUACAUUAUCAUUGCCAGUCUUCAGCCAGAGAGAGAUAACAGUUAUCUUUACCAGUCUUCAGCCAGAGAUGGAUAACAGUUAUCGUUACCGGUCUUCAGCCAGAGAUGGAUAACAGUUAUCGUUACCAGUCUUCAGCCAGAGAUAGAUAACAGUUAUCGUUACCGGUCUUCAGCCAGAGAUAGAUAACAGUUAUCGUUACCAGUCUUCAGCCAGAGAUAGAUAACAGUUAUCGUUACCGGUCUUCAGCCAGAGAUAGAUAACAGUUAUCGUUACCGGUCUUCAGCCAGAGAUAGAUAACAGUUAUCGUUACCGGUCUUCAGCCAGAGAUAGAUAACAGUUAUCGUUACCGGUCUUCAGCCAGAGAUAGAUAACAGUUAUCGUUACCGGUCUUCAGCCAGAGAUAGAUAACAGUUAUCGUUACCGGUCUUCAGCCAGAGAUGGAUAACAGUUAUCGUUACCAGUCUUCAGCCAGAGAUAGAUAACAGUUAUCGUUACCGGUCUUCAGCCAGAGAUAGAUAACAGUUAUCGCUACCGGUCUUCAGCCAGAGAUAGAUAACAGUUAUCGUUACCAGUCUUCAGCCAGAGAUAGAUAACAGUUAUCGUUACCGGUCUUCAGCCAGAGAUAACAGUUAUCGUUACCAGUCUUCAGCCAGAGAUAGAUAACAGUUAUCGUUACCAGUCUUCAGCCAGAGAUAGAUAACAGUUAUCGUUACCGGUCUUCAGCCAGAGAUAGAUAACAGUUAUCGUUACCGGUCUUCAGCCAGAGAUGGAUAACAGUUAUCGUUACCAGUCUUCAGCCAGAGAUAGAUAACAGUUAUCGUUACCGGUCUUCAGCCAGAGAUAGAUAACAGUUAUCGCUACCGGUCUUCAGCCAGAGAUAGAUAACAGUUAUCGUUACCAGUCUUCAGCCAGAGAUAGAUAACAGUUAUCGUUACCGGUCUUCAGCCAGAGAUAACAGUUAUCGUUACCGGUCUUCAGCCAGAGAUAACAGUUAUCGUUACCAGUCUUCAGCCAGAGAUAGAUAACAGUUAUCGUUACCGGUCUUCAGCCAGAGAUAGAUAACAGUUAUCGUUACCGGUCUUCAGCCAGAGAUAGAUAACAGUUAUCGUUACCAGUCUUCAGCCAGAGAUAGAUAACAGUUAUCGUUACCGGUCUUCAGCCAGAGAUAGUUAACAGUUAUCGUUACCAGUCUUCAGCCAGAGAUAGAUAACAGUUAUCGUUACCAGUCUUCAGCCAGAGAUAGAUAACAGUUAUCGUUACCGGUCUUCAGCCAGAGAUAACAGUUAUCGUUACCGGUCUUCAGCCAGAGAUAACAGUUAUCGUUACCAGUCUUCAGCCAGAGAUAGAUAACAGUUAUCGUUACCGGUCUUCAGCCAGAGAUGGAUAACAGUUAUCGUUACCAGUCUUCAGCCAGAGAUAGAUAACAGUUAUCGUUACCGGUCUUCAGCCAGAGAUAGAUAACAGUUAUCGUUACCGGUCUUCAGCCAGAGAUAGAUAACAGUUAUCGUUACCAGUCUUCAGCCAGAGAUAGAUAACAGUUAUCGUUACCGGUCUUCAGCCAGAGAUAGAUAACAGUUAUCGUUACCAGUCUUCAGCCAGAGAUAGAUAACAGUUAUCGUUACCGGUCUUCAGCCAGAGAUAGAUAACGGUUAUCGUUACCGGUCUUCAGCCAGAGAUAGAUAACGGUUAUCGUUACCAGUCUUCAGCCAGAGAUAGAUAAUUUAUCGUUACCACAGUCUGCAAAAUGUAUAUUAUAUUUGUGUGUGUUUGUAAGUCUCACAUGUUCCAUACCUCUGUAGGUGGUGUAUUGUUCAUGUCUUUUGCAUCAUUUGUCUGUCUCUAGCUAUUUCUACAACACUAUGUCAAAGCUGAACCUGUCUACACACUCCUGUCUGUCUGUCAGUGUAUAGAACAUGUCUGUCUGUCUGUCAGUGUAUAGAACAUGUCUGUCUGUCUGUCUGUCAGUGUAUAGAACAUGUCUGUCUGUCUGUCAGUGUAUAGAACAUGUUGUCUGUCUGCAGGCUGACGUUUUGUUCCCCUCUACCUCUGUUCUGAUAAUCCGGUCUCCGACCCAAUUAUUAUAAAAUAUGUAAUAAAACCAUAAAUCCUUUAAUGGA